Messenger RNA from Hydra vulgaris (swiftwater hydra), 738 nucleotides. RefSeq names its product small ribosomal subunit protein uS7. Lineage: Eukaryota; Metazoa; Cnidaria; Hydrozoa; Anthoathecata; Hydridae. Gene Ontology annotation, biological process: ribosomal small subunit assembly; translation. The record is from RefSeq and is a predicted model, not a curated record. Gene Ontology annotation, cellular component: cytosolic small ribosomal subunit; ribosome. Gene Ontology annotation, molecular function: mRNA binding; rRNA binding; structural constituent of ribosome.
GCCCGUAUUCUACCGCACAUGCUCUCGGUAAGUCCUUUUUCAACAGACUUUCAUUGCAGUGAAGGUCACUACCAUACAAUAAUGGAAGAUUGGGGAGAACCAGGUGAUGAAGUUGCUGCUACAACUAUUGAAGUUCAUGAUAUCAAGCUAUUCGGAAAAUGGAAUCCUGAUGAGGUUCAAGUCAGUGACAUUAGUUUAACUGAUUAUAUUGCUGUUAAAGAUAAAUUUGCUGUUUUUCUUCCACACACAGCAGCUCGCUAUGCUGUCAAAAGAUUUAGGAAAGCUCAGUGUCCAAUAGUGGAGCGACUAACUAACUCUUUAAUGAUGCAUGGUCGUAAUAAUGGCAAGAAAUUAAUGUGUGUUAGGAUUGUAAAACACGCUUUUGAAAUCAUUCACUUGUUAACAGGAGAGAACCCAUUACAAGUUUUAUGUGAUGCUAUUAUAAACAGUGGUCCUCGUGAAGACUCUACUCGUAUUGGGCGUCAAGGUACAGUUCGUCGACAGGCUGUUGAUGUUGCCCCAUUAAGGCGAGUUAACCAAGCUAUUUGGUUAAUUUGCACAGGUGCUCGUGAAGCUGCAUUUAGAAACAUUAAAUCUAUUGCUGAAUGUUUGGCUGAUGAACUCAUUAAUGCUUCUAAGGGAUCUUCCAACUCCUAUGCUAUUAAAAAGAAAGAUGAAUUAGAACGUGUUGCUAAAUCUAACCGUUAAUUUAGUGAUGAAUAAAAAGAAUUAUUUAAA